Molecule: messenger RNA, 1584 nt
Organism: Carica papaya (papaya)
Lineage: Eukaryota; Viridiplantae; Streptophyta; Magnoliopsida; Brassicales; Caricaceae
Source: RefSeq, a predicted model, not a curated record
CGGGCUCAUGGUAAUGCACCAGAUGUUGAUGAUGAAGACAUUUUGCCUGAAUUUGAAGACCUUCUAUCUGGGGAGAUUGAAUACCCAUUACCUACUAAUAAAUUCACUGCACCAGAGAAAGAUAAAGUUUAUGAAACUGAGAUGGCAAACAAUGCAAGUGAAUUAGAGCGGUUGCGCAACUUAGUGAAAGAAUUGGAAGAGAGGGAAGUAAAGCUAGAGGGCGAGUUGCUCGAGUACUAUGGCUUAAAGGAGCAGGAGACGAAUAUUGUUGAAUUACAAAGGCAGCUCAAGAUCAAGACAGUUGAGAUUGACAUGCUCAAUAUUACUAUAAACUCCUUGCAAGCUGAGAGGAAAAAGCUUCAAGAAGAAAUUUUACGGAGUGCUUCUGUGAAGAAGGAGCUGGAGUUAGCGAGGAACAAGAUCAAGGAGCUGCAGAGGCAAAUACAGCUUGAUGCUAACCAGACAAAAGGACAGUUGUUGUUACUCAAGCAACAGGUUUCUGGUCUUCAGGCCAAAGAGGAAGAAGCCAUAAAAAAAAAUGCUGAGGUGGAGAAGAAGCUGAAAGCCGUUCAGGAGUUAGAAGUAGAAGUUAUGGAACUUAAGAGGAAGAAUAGAGAGCUUCAACAUGAAAAGAGAGAGUUAACUGUUAAACUGGAUGCUGCUGAAGCAAAGAUAACAUCCCUCUCCAAUAUGACAGAGAGUGAAAUGGUUGCCAGAGCAAGAGUAGAGGUCAAUAAUUUAAGGCAUGCAAAUGAAGACUUGUUAAAGCAAGUUGAAGGACUUCAGAUGAACAGAUUCAGUGAAGUUGAAGAGCUAGUGUACCUCCGUUGGGUCAAUGCGUGCCUGAGGUAUGAGCUCCGGAACUACCAGACACCUGAAGGGAAAAUAGUUGAUGAACGGGCAGUUCUCAUACACUUUGACUGGCCUGAAGGAAAAGCUGAUGCAUUAACAGAGGCAGCUUUUGAAUACCAAGACCUAGUUCAAUUGGAAAACCAAGUCACCUCUUUUAUUGAUGAUCCCAACCUCCCAUGUGAAGCUGCUUUGAAGAAGAUGUACAGACUACUUGAAAAAGUGGAACAAAGUGUAUAUGCCCUCUUACGUACAAGGGAUAUGGCCAUUUCACGGUAUAGGGAAUUUGGAAUUCCAACUAAUUGGCUACUAGAUUCAGGGCUUAUCGGCAAGAUCAAGCUCUCGUCUGUGCAAUUGGCAAGGAAGUACAUGAAACGUGUAGCUUCUGAACUUGAUGCAAUGGAUGGACCUGAGAAAGAGCCAAACAGAGAGUUUUUGCUUCUGCAAGGUGUUCGUUUUGCCUUCCGAGUUCACCAAUUUGCCGGGGGCUUUGAUGCAGAGAGCAUGAAGGCCUUUGAAGAACUAAGGAGCCGUGUCCAUAGCCAAAUGGAGGGAGGCAAUAAACCAGAAGCAUAAGAGUUUUGUUCCUUUUUACCUUGGCUUUUACCUAUUCCGUGUUCAUUCUUAUAUGGAGUUCUAUAUUUCAUUUCUUCAUCUAAUCAUAAUUACAUAUCAUAUAGAGUGGAUGUUGUACAAUUACAAUUUCAUUAGUAAAACACACCUUAUACUUCAAAA